AUCUUAUUAUUAGUCGCCAAUAAUGGUGAGCACGACUAAACGAGGCACCGCGUUACCAACUGACCAAGCAACUAGAUAGAUCAACUUUCUUUCCACUCCCCACUUUCAACUCAAACACAAAAGCACUUCUUCAUUCUUACACCCCCCACGAUCUUCAAACAAACCCCUCUAUCAUUUUUCAUCUCCAACCUCAAAAAACUUCCCCAGAUUCCUCAAAAAACUCAUCACCAUGAUGCAAUCUUCUCACAGGGUACCCAAACUGGGUUCCUUCCGUCACAGUUUCCUUGAAAAAAAGGAAAAACUCAUGUCAAUGAAAGGUGGCGGUGGCGGUGGGUAUUCACAAAUCGGCAUCCCUUUACCGGAAUCCGACGAUGAUGAUGACUACAUUCAACGACGACGGUGGUGUUCGUUUCGAGGAUUCUCAGAUGGGAUCGUAGAGUUUUGGAAGAAAUCAAAGCGUGUGGCGGGUAGAGCAUGGGAGAUGGGUGUGUCUGAUCCAAGGAAGUUUGUGUUUUCAGCUAAGAUGGGUUUAGCUUUGAUUUUGAUUUCGUUGUUGAUUUUUCUUAAACAACCGUUUCCGGAUGUUGGGAAGUACUCUGUUUGGGCUAUUCUUACUGUUGUUGUCGUCUUUGAGUUCAGUAUAGGAGCAACUCUUAGCAAAGGUCUAAACAGAGGAUUAGGGACUUUAUCAGCUGGAGGACUUGCUUUAGCAUUGGGAAUGCUAUCAAAAUUGGCUGGACCUGGACAGUGGGAAGAAAUUGUAAUCAUGAUUAGCAUCUUCAUUGUAGGAUUUUGUGCCACAUAUGCAAAACUAUAUCCAACAAUGAAGGCUUAUGAAUAUGGAUUCCGUGUGUUCUUGAUCACCUAUUGUUACGUUAUUGUAUCUGGAUAUCGAACCGGAGACUUUCUUCAUACAGCAACAAACAGAUUUUUGCUCAUUGCUCUUGGUGCUGCUGUAUCUGUUGGCGUAAAUGUGUGCAUAUAUCCAAUAUGGGCCGGUGAAGAUCUACAUUAUCUUGUCGCGAAAAAUUUCACAGGCGUAGCAACAUCAUUAGAAGGUGUUGUAAAUAACUACCUUAACUGUGUCGAAUACGAUAGGGUGCCAUCGAAAAUUCUUACGUAUCAAGCUUCUGAUGAUGUGGUUUACAGCGGUUACAGAUCAGCUGUUGAAUCUACAAGCACAGAAGAUGCAUUGAUGAGUUUUGCUAUUUGGGAGCCACCUCAUGGUCGUUACAAAAUGUUUAGAUAUCCAUGGAAAAAUUAUGUUAAAGUAAGUGGAGCACUCAGGCAUUGUGCAUUUAUGGUGAUGGCUAUGCAUGGAUGUAUACUUUCUGAAAUACAGGCUCCAGCGGAGAAGAGACAAGUUUUCCGCAAAGAGCUUAAGAAGGUAAGUUCUGAAGCGACUAAAGUUCUACGUGAACUCGGUAACAAAGUUAAAAAGAUGGAGAAACUAGGCGAAGAAGACAUUCUUUUUGAAGUACAUGAAGCAGUAGAAGAAUUACAACAAAAGAUCGACAAAAAAUCUUUCAUUCUUGUAAAUGCCGAGCUGUGGGAAAUCGGUAACAGGCCAAGAAACGAGAAUGUUUCUCAAGACCUCUUACAAAUGGAUGAAGAAAGACAUUUCUUGGAGUACAAGUCACUAAGUGAAGCUGUGCUUGAUUUAAGAUCAGUUAGAGUUCCAAAAAGUUGGGAAGAAAAUCUUGUUACACCCGACAACAUCAUUAAACCUGCUAAUGUUGUUACCGACGAAAACAUGUUUAGGAAACCAGGAACUUUGUCUGCACAUCUUUCAUUUCAAGAAGAUCCAACAACAAAAGUGGAAGAAUCAAAAACCUAUGAAAGUGCUAGUUCGUUAACUUUGGCAACAUUCUCAUCACUUCUGAUUGAAUUUGUGGCUAGGCUACAAAACCUUGUUGAUUCUUUUGAAGAAUUAGGUGAGAAAGCGAAGUUUAAGGACCCUCUUGAACAACAAGAACUUGUAACAUCUGGUUGGACUAGGUUGUUUAAUUGUUUCAAAUCUAAGGAUUGACAUAUACACUUACACUUUGUAACAUGUAUCAAGGAAAGAUCUAAAUGUUGGAGUAAAACAAUUUUACACUCACAUAAUAAAGUUGCAUCAUUUUGCCACAUCA
Molecule: messenger RNA, 2132 nt
Organism: Medicago truncatula (barrel medic)
Lineage: Eukaryota; Viridiplantae; Streptophyta; Magnoliopsida; Fabales; Fabaceae
Product: aluminum-activated malate transporter 9
Exons: 6
Coding region: 230-2029 (599 amino acids)
Biological process (GO): malate transport
Source: RefSeq, a predicted model, not a curated record